AUUUAGUGGCCAUUUUCUCCUGGCUAGCUCCCCAAGUAGCCGCCAGCUCAUUCCUUCCCCCGACAUCGACCUCGCACCCACCUCCCCUGCCUCCCUCUCUCUCCCAAAAUCACAUAUAAUCACCCCAUACACCCUCCCAAUCCUCCAUUCAAUUCCUACCCAAUUCUCUCUCCCUCCCUCUCACCGCAUUAGCAUCAUCAAGCCUCCAUCUUGAUGAUGUUCCGUCACACUUUGUCCGCAACAUCAUAGAACUCCCUUAACAUUCUCAUCCUAUAGCUUGUCCUCUCCCUUACCAUUCCCUACGCAUUCUCUCCUUCAUCCAUUCGCCACUCCCCUGCCCCCACACAGUACAAGAAAUGGGUCGCGGCGGCAAGCUCGGGCCCUCCUCCGAUCCCCAGCUCGAGGAUGCCCUCCCUCCCCACCGGGGCCUCCGCUCCCGCAGGUGGAAGCUCGUCCUCAUCUCCCUGCUCGCCCUCGCCCUCCUCCUCGCCUCCGCCAUCUCCGCCAUCCUCCUCAUCGGGCUCCGGAGCCGGACCUCAGGCGACUCCCGGGGCCGCCGCCCGACCCAGGCCAUCUCCCGCACGUGCUCCAAGGCCCGGUACCCGGACCUCUGCGUCAGCUCGCUCCUGGACUUCCCGGGCUCGAUGGUGGCGAGCGAGCAGGACCUCAUCCACAUCUCCUUCAACAUGACCCUGCAGCACUUCAACAGGGCUCUCUACCAGUCCUCCGGCAUGAACUACCUCCAGAUGGAGCCGAUCGCGCGCUCGGCGUACGACGACUGUCUCGAGCUCCUCGGGGCCUCCGUCGAUGCGCUCUCCCGGUCGCUCUCCGCCGUCGGGGGAUCGGGAUCCCCGGCGCCGGCGGAGGACAUCGUGACGUGGCUGAGCGCGGCGCUGACGAACCAGGACACGUGCGGGGAGGGCCUCGCCGACGCGAGCGGCGGCGUGAAGGAUCGGAUGGCGGCGGGGCUCAAGGACCUGGAGGAGCUGGUGAGCAACUGCCUGGCGAUAUUCGCGGCCUCGGACGGCGGCGGGGACUUCGCCGGCGUGCCGAUCGAGAACCGGAGGAGGCUGAUGGACGUGGCGGGAGGAGGAGGGGGAGUACCGAAGCCCGACGGCGGCGGCGGCGAGUAUCCAGAGUGGCUAGGGGAGAGAGAGAGGGAGCUGCUGGACAUGCCGGCGGCGGAGGUACAGGCGGACAUAGUGGUGGCGAAGGACGGAGCGAGCGGGACGUACAAGACGAUCGCGGAGGCGAUAAAGAAGGCGCCGGAGAGCAGUGGCCGGAGGAUCAUCAUCUACGUGCGAGCCGGGAGGUACGAGGAGGAUAACUUGAAGGUGGGGAAGAAGAAGACGAACCUCAUGUUCAUCGGCGAUGGGAAGGGCAGAACGGUCAUAACGGGCGGCAAAAGUGUAGCCGACAAGAUGACCACGUUCCACACCGCCUCCUUCGCGGCGAGCGGAGCCGGUUUCAUUGCCCGCGACAUGACCUUCGAGAACUACGCCGGGCCGGAGAAGCACCAGGCGGUGGCUCUCCGGGUAGGAGCUGACCAUGGCGUGGUCUAUAGGUGCAGCAUCGUUGGCUAUCAGGACACGCUCUACGUCCACUCGAAUCGCCAGUUCUUCCGUGAAUGCGACAUCUACGGGACCGUUGACUUCAUCUUUGGCAACGCAGCCGUGGUCAUCCAAAAGAGCAACAUCUAUGCCCGGAAGCCCAUGGCCAAGCAAAAGAACACCAUCACGGCCCAGAACCGCAAGGACCCCAACCAGAACACCGGCAUUUCGAUCCAUGCUUGCCAGAUCGUCGCCGCUCCAGAUCUCGAGGCAUCUAAAGGAAGCAUCCCGACGUACCUCGGGCGGCCAUGGAAGAUGUACUCGAGGGUUGUGUACAUGUUGUCCUACAUGGGCGAUCACAUUCACCCCGAAGGGUGGCUGGAGUGGAACGGAGACUUUGCGCUAGACACUUUGUAUUACGGAGAGUACAUGAACGAUGGGCCUGGGGCAGCCGUCGGCCUACGUGUGAAAUGGCCUGGUUUCCGAGUCAUCACAUCCACAACAGAGGCAAACAAAUUCACAGUCGCGCAGUUCAUAUUUGGAUCUUCAUGGUUGCCGUCCACCGGGGUGGCAUUCGUGGCUGGACUAUCAACUUGAAAGUUGAAAGUGACAUUUACAGAUACGAUAUGUUGUGCCGAGAACCCCCUUGUAUUGGUGGUUCUUAUUUAUUUACUGAGCUUAAGAUUUAGGUCGUUUUCCUUAUAUUUUUUCUUCGAAAGUGAAAAAUAAUCAAAUGUAGAAAAGCCACAAUUUCGUAAUGCCAUUAUUCUUCAUUAUUCC
Molecule: messenger RNA, 2330 nt
Organism: Eucalyptus grandis
Lineage: Eukaryota; Viridiplantae; Streptophyta; Magnoliopsida; Myrtales; Myrtaceae
Product: probable pectinesterase/pectinesterase inhibitor 61
Exons: 3
Coding region: 357-2147 (596 amino acids)
Biological process (GO): cell wall modification
Molecular function (GO): pectinesterase inhibitor activity; pectinesterase activity
Source: RefSeq, a predicted model, not a curated record